GCCAUCCCCCCUCUUCGCCCUCUGCUGCGCACCCAAGCCCCAAGCUCCCAGUCCACCCCCCCCUACCUGCAUUCCACUCCCCCUCCAUUCUUCACUUCUACCCACUCCGCUCUCCCUUCCUCCCUCCUUCUGCCCCUCCUGUGCAUCUGAUUGCUUCGCUUCGCAAUUGCCAACAUGGCGACCGCUGCCUCCAGUCUUGUAGGCGUUGUGCCCAGCGCUGCUGUCAUCAGAGCCGGCAGCUCCUCUCUCUUCUCGACGAGAGUGCAAUGUAGGCCGGUGGCUAUGGGAUUCGAGCGGAAUGCUGGAAGGAUGGUGGUGCGGGCUGAAGAUGCCGCCGCCGCACCCACUCCAGCUCCUCCCGUCGAGAAGGAAGUGAAGCCUGUCAUCGGUCCCAAGAGGGGCAGCAUUGUUAAAGUCUUAAGGCGCGAAUCGUACUGGUUCAAUGACACCGGCAAGGUUGUGGCCGUCGAUCAGGCACCAGGAGUUAGGUACCCUGUGGUGGUGAGGUUCGAUAAGGUUAACUACGCGGGAGUGUCAACCAACAAUUACUCCCCUGACGAGCUCGAAGCGGCUGAGUAAGGCAGUUUAGCCUCUCUUGCUGGAACUCAUUAUCUGUAUUCGCUGACAAUUUAUCUGUAAAGGUUGCUAGUUACCGCAUCGACAGAAUCAAUGGGAUGUUUAACAUUGUCGGAGACGCAACCAGCAGAUAGAACAGGGGGUGUGGUGGAUGUAUGUCGGGGUAACUUGCGUAGGUUGUGUGUGACGAUCAUUUCAGUGUGGUGCGUGCAUAGUAUUUACGUAGAAUGAUGAUAUGAGUUGCGGAUUAAAAUUUUGUAACGUUUUUUGACUGAAUCGAUCUAUGGGCGGUGAAGCCCCGAAUUUUAUCAA
This is a messenger RNA of Physcomitrium patens, 888 nucleotides long. RefSeq names its product photosystem I reaction center subunit IV, chloroplastic. Gene Ontology annotation, biological process: photosynthesis. NCBI's taxonomy places the organism in Eukaryota, Viridiplantae, Streptophyta, Bryopsida, Funariales, Funariaceae. The record is from RefSeq and is a predicted model, not a curated record. Gene Ontology annotation, cellular component: photosystem I; photosystem I reaction center.